AUGAUCUCUGAAACUGACUACGUCGCGUACAUUUGGCUCCCCCUGUUUAGAAAGCUGUUCCAUGCUGGCACCAACAUACAGAUCAAAACUGGCGAAACUACAUUCCCAUUCUCCACUGCUUCUAAGCAACAACUUUACCCAGGUGCAUCAAAUGUGACAAGUUUCAAAAUCGAUUUGCGAUUUGUCGUUCACCAAGGUGGUUUAGAAUUUGAUGUAUAUUCAGUUGAAGCUUGUUGUAACAGCGCAAAUGACGACAAAAUUAUUGCAGACGAGGAAAAGCUCAAUCGGGAAGUUAAGGACGAUCUUGAUGCAAUGAUGUCUUUGGUACAAUAUGAAUCGCGCGCCUGCACAGCAUGGGGUGUGCAAAUUAUGGGACCAUCUUGUCUGAUUUUCUCCUUACAUCUAUCAGAUCAAGGUCUCUAUAUUGCUCUACUGCGUUUUGAUAUCAUGUUACCACGAUCCACCGCUGAAUUGAUCAAGUUUGAAAAAAUUAUGGUAGAUCUCCUCACAUUUCACCGUGAGGUUCUCAAAUCAGUCAACUUUGUCAUGGAACACCUCAUCAGCAACAAGCAAUUAAAAUCACUGAAUCUACCCAAGGCACAAAUGACAUCAGCAAUGCAGGAUAGCUCUCCGCAACGGGACACCUGGUACACACCUCCGAAAGGAACUGCUUCUCGGUAA
Gilbertella persicaria is the source of this 681-nucleotide messenger RNA. RefSeq lists its product as uncharacterized. The transcript has a single exon. The coding region runs from base 1 to 681 and encodes 226 amino acids. Lineage: Eukaryota; Fungi; Mucoromycota; Mucoromycetes; Mucorales; Choanephoraceae. The record is from RefSeq and is a predicted model, not a curated record.